This is a messenger RNA of Cheilinus undulatus (humphead wrasse), 3601 nucleotides long. RefSeq names its product RecQ helicase-like (gene recql). The transcript has 15 exons. Gene Ontology annotation, biological process: DNA replication; double-strand break repair via homologous recombination. Bases 143 to 2644 code for a protein of 833 amino acids. Gene Ontology annotation, cellular component: cytoplasm; chromosome. Gene Ontology annotation, molecular function: four-way junction helicase activity; 3'-5' DNA helicase activity; nucleic acid binding. The record is from RefSeq and is a predicted model, not a curated record. Lineage: Eukaryota; Metazoa; Chordata; Actinopteri; Labriformes; Labridae.
AUGGGUUCUGGCGGUGUUUCUGCUAUAGCAACCGUGAAGAGGAUUCAGCAACAAGGAAGCAGGCUGGACCGAGUUUCUGGAUGGGAAUUGACUCUCACAGUCUGCAAGUUGGCUUCUUUUUGAGCUUCUUGGUCUGAUCAUUAUGGAUUGCAUUGGAAAAUCUAAAGAUGUCCAGGCACAGCUGGACUCAGUGGAGUCAGAGUUGGAGCUGGUGGAACUGCAGAUCGCUGAGCUGCUGCAGAAACAGGCAGAGCUGACGGCUCAGAAAAACGCUCUGCUGCUGCAGCUGGAGGACGCCUGUGAUGCUGCACAGCCUUCAUCAUCAUCAUCAUCCUUAUCGUCAUCUUCCUCAAAGUCCUCUGGGGCCAGUCCUGGGAUGAACAAGCAGGAGUUAAAGCGCUACGAUGGCGCAGAUUUCCCGUGGUCUGAAGAAGUCAAGCAGCACCUGAAGGACUCGUUUCAUCUCUCUAAGUUCAGACCACUGCAGCUGAGAGCGAUCAACCUGAGCCUGUCAGGCAGAGAUCUGUUCUUAGUGAUGCCCACCGGGCGAGGGAAGAGCCUCUGCUACCAGCUCCCUGCAGUCUGCUCCAAAGGUUUUACCCUGGUCAUCACCCCGUUGGUGUCCCUGAUGGAGGAUCAGAUCAUGUACCUAAAGUCCAUCGAGGUGUCUGCAGCCAUGCUAAAUGCAUCCAGCAGUAAGGAGCACGCCAAGACUGUCAUGGCCGGGAUGACAGACCCUAAAUCUCCCUUCAAGCUGGUGUAUGUGACCCCAGAAAAGAUUGCCAAAAGCAAGCUCCUCAUGUCUCGCCUGGAGAAAUCUUACAAUGCCAACCUGCUGAGCCACAUUGCCGUGGAUGAGGUUCACUGCUGCAGCCAGUGGGGUCACGACUUUAGACCAGAUUACAAACUCCUGGGCAUCCUGAAGAGACAGUUCCCCAAAGUCCCGCUGAUCGGCCUCACCGCCACAGCCACCAGCAGCGUCCUCCAAGAUUGUGAGAAGAUCCUGUGUGUGCAGCAGCCAAUCACCAUCACCGCAUCCUUCAACCGCACCAAUCUCUACUAUGAGGUCUGUGUUAAAGAUUCAAACAACGAUGCAUCAAUAAGCGACAUCGCUUCCCUGAUAAAGAGCAGAUAUAAGGACCAAUCAGGGAUUGUGUACGUGUUCUCACAGAAAGAUGCAGAGUCUGUGUCGUCUGAACUUCAGAGCAGAGACAUCCUGGCGUAUCCGUAUCACGCUAACAUGGAUCCCAACGAUAAAUCCAGAGUUCACCGCAAGUGGACCUCCAACAAGAUCCAGGUGGUGGUAGCUACAGUGGCGUUUGGUAUGGGCAUCGACAAGCCUGACGUCCGGUUCGUCAUCCACCACACAAUCAGCAAAUCCAUCGAGAACUACUACCAGGAGAGCGGACGAGCAGGUCGAGACGACCGUCCAGCCGACUGUAUCGUCUACUUCGGCUUUGCUGACAUCUUCAGGAUCAGCACCAUGGUGGUGAUGGAGAAUGUUGGCCAGCAGAAACUGCUACAGAUGGUCGACUACUGCCAGAAUGUGGACAGGUGUCGGCGCUCUCUCAUGGCUGUUCAUUUUGACGAAGUUUGGGACGAUGAAGGAUGCAACCAGAUGUGUGAUACCUGCCGCCAUGCAAAAGACUUCAGCACGGUGGACAUUACCCAGCAUGCUCGGCAGGUGAUGCAGAUCUUGGAGGUGGCAGUGUCGAUGGAUGAGAAGCUGACUCCUUUGAAGCUGGUGGAGGCCUGGAUGGGGAAAGGACCGGCCAAACGCAGGAAAAUGAUCCAGACGACGUCGAUGUCCCGUCCACAGGCCGAGGCUGUGGUGGUGAAGCUGCUGCUGCUGGGAUACCUCAAGGAGGAUUUCAGUUUCACUCCAUACACGACGUACUUCUACCUGAAACUUGGCCGGAAAGCUCCGCUCUUAAAGAGCCCGACACACACAGUCAGCAUGAAGAUGAGAACCACGGGGACGGGAUCUGCCACUGAGAUGCAAGCUGCUGAAGAAAACAGGGAUAUUGUUGACUCAGCCGUGGACAACUCUUAUCCUUCACAACCCAAACAGAAACUUUUUAAAGAACAGCGGAACCAGUCGAGGAAGAAAGACCUGAAACCAGAGAGUCAGACAGAGAAACAACCAGAAAGAGUGAAGAAACAGCUGGAGGAACGAUGUGAAGAAGAGGAAGAAAGCAGAUCCAGCACUCCUCAACACGUCAUUGAGGUUGAAAUCAACAUUAUAGAAAACAUGGACUGUCAGAGAACACCUUCACGUCCUGUUAGUACCAAACGUAAAUCCACCACCCCUCAGAGAGCACGCAGGAAACCCCGUACAGAAACGGCAACAGUAGACGGAGACUCAGCCACCCACACGGUGCCAAGCUCACCGUCUCAGGCCUCCUUCAUCUCUGAGAGUGCUGCCGAAGAGCUCUGCCACCUCAGGAACUACUACAGCAAACAGCUCAGGAGGAUCAACUACAUCUCCCAUGAGUACCUGGGGCAGCCUGCAGAGACAGGGGUGCUGGCAUGUAUCAGGGAGCCUCUGAGGAGCCUCCGCCUGCCAGGGAGGGUGACGAUCGCUCAGACAGCUCGUAGCCUGUGGACUCGAGUCAGUGGGAGGAGGAAGCUCAUUACCCGAUGAUUUCACAGAGUUAGAUUUUAUAGAUAAUCACACGUUCAUGCUUCUGACGUGAGUCUAUACUGGUGUCAUUUGGGAGAGGUAUAGUCAUGGCUAAAAAAGAAUGUAAAUCAAGGAUGAUCCACAGUUGAACUCCCCAUAAGUUGUUGAGAUAUGAGUUGAUUAUCAUGCCAUUAGUUUUGCCUCAACAACAGAUGUGCAGUCCUGAUCCAGGAUACCUGACAAAAUUAAGAAAAUGUUUUCAUCCCAAAAUAUCCACAUAGACAUAUCGUUCCCAUGAAGAAGCAGCCUAGGCAGCAUGAAAAAAAUCUGUCAUUGAUUUCUACAGGUGUGUUCAUAAAAAUGUGUUCACACCUUCUUUUGAAAUCACUAAAAUCAUUUAUCAGCUGUUGUAGGUUAAAAACAGCUUCCAGGUGUAGGAGUUGCACCAGUCAGACUUUGGCACCGUCUUGUGGCUACAAGCCUAAUCAUCACCUCAAGGAUCUGAUCUAAAAAAAACAGUAGAACUGUAUAAUUUUUUAACAACAACAACAAAAAAAACAAAUUAAAACAAAGAUGCUGGAAUAGAAAAUCUAACACAGUAACAUUAAACAUCCCUUAAAGGCUUCAACAUGUUCAUAUGUCAGAUGUCAUCAGCAGUGUUAAAAACAAACGACUCUCUUUUAUAUCAAACAUUUAAAAUCAACAAAUUAGAGUUGUGAAAGAGUUGUUUUUUGUCAGUAUGAGAUUUUUUUGCAUCUGAGGUGAGAAGUUUGGGGAGACUAAGCUGGAAAGUUAUCUGAAACAUUGCACUUAUCCUUCUUUAAUAUUUUCCAGCAAAUUUUCAUUCUUUUAAUUCAUCAUAUUUGGGGGGAAAAUAUUGUAUUAAACUACUGUUCAUGCAUUGACUUGACAUCAUUUUAAAUGAGGGUGCUCCUCAAUGAUUUCUCAAGAAUAAAUAAAGGUUGAGUGAUUGAUUGA